Chaetomium globosum CBS 148.51 is the source of this 1200-nucleotide messenger RNA. RefSeq lists its product as uncharacterized. The record is from RefSeq and is a predicted model, not a curated record. The transcript is spliced from 4 exons. Bases 1 to 1200 code for a protein of 399 amino acids. Gene Ontology annotation, biological process: regulation of DNA-templated transcription. Lineage: Eukaryota; Fungi; Ascomycota; Sordariomycetes; Sordariales; Chaetomiaceae.
AUGGAGCGCGCCGCCCCCGAGUAUUCGCAGUCAGGUUUGCCUUCGCCCCAUCCUAGUGUCGUCGGCGACACGCAGUCUAAGGCGGAACCUGUAGAUACGGCGUCUGCUGCUGCUCAAUACGCGACACAGCAAGAGGCGCGGUCGGCCAGCUACUCCAACUCGGCCACUCCCACCUCGGAUUACAACGUGUACCCGACCACUUCACGGUCUGCCACUUUCACAGAGAUGCAGCGCUCCUACCACCCCGCUAGCAAUCCCAAUGGGAGCGGCGGAGGGAUGCCUCAAACACCAACAAGUCCGUCCAUGCCUCUGCCAGAUGGGCGCAGCCAUCAGAAUCCCCAGCCGGAGCAGGCCAAGUCUGACAGCACUCUGCCUAUAGAUCCAUCCAUUGCAGGUGCCAGCCCGACUUACGCGACACACAACCAAUACCCUCCCUAUGCCGCCCCGCCCCAAGACAUGUCUCAAGGGUACCAGCACCCGGGUACACCAGGCUUGUACACUCAGCCUCGCCCCGACUGGGGCGGUUACGGCCAGCAACCCGGCCCAUAUUACCGGCACCCACAUCUUCCACCAGGCGCCCGCGGCCGCCGCUGCCCCUGGCCGCCAACAUCAAUUUGGCUAGACAUGGUGCUAACCGUGCCCCAGGUCUACAGCUUCGUCCCUAUUCCGGGCGCACAGCAGCACAAGCGUCCCAGGAGGCGAUUCGAGGAAAUUGAACGCAUGUACAAGUGCGGCCAUAACGGGUGUGAGAAGGCUUAUGGCACACUAAACCAUCUCAAUGCACAUGUGACAAUGCAGGCUCAUGGUGUCAAGCGAACACCUGAACUGUUCAAGGAUAUUCGCCGAGAGUGGAAGGCCAAGAAGAAGGAAGAGGAGGCGCGCAAGGCGGCUGCCGCUGAAGAAGACCGGCAGCGACAGGCGGCUGCUGCAGCGGCUGCCGCUGCCGCCCAAAAUGGAGGCGCCGACCCGCAAGCUGGCGUGGAUGCUGCUCAGCCCCCAACAUCUUAUCCUGGCUCAGGAACCGUCCAAUUGCCUCCCAUCGGCUAUCAGACCGCCCGAUAUGCGGGACCGCCCCCAGCCGGCAUGCAGCAGCAGAUGCCCGAGUAUAGUUACCCCGGUUACUCGCCAGCAUCACCAUACGGCCAGUCGGGCCAGCAGAUGUACAACCCACACAAUGGCGGCCAACCCCCGAGCCAUUAA